Molecule: messenger RNA, 1271 nt
Organism: Calliphora vicina (urban bluebottle blowfly)
Lineage: Eukaryota; Metazoa; Arthropoda; Insecta; Diptera; Calliphoridae
Exons: 2
Coding region: 1-978 (325 amino acids)
Molecular function (GO): nucleic acid binding
Source: RefSeq, a predicted model, not a curated record
AUGCCUCCAGAGUUCUGGAAAAAUGUUCUGUUCACGGAUGAAUGCAAGUACUGCAUCUUUGGCAUAAAAGACCGUCAGUUUGUUUGGAGAAAGCCUUGUACAGUGCUUAGUCCCAAAAAUUUAAAACCAACAGUUAAGCAUGGUGGUGGUGCAGUGAUGGUACAGUUAAAAAUGUACUUCAGGAAAUGUUUCUACCAAUUGGUUCUGCUUUUAUUAUCUGCACCAAAUAUCAUAAUUUCUGGUCCAGUUUCUAGUCCUGAAAUUUCAACUCAGACAGGCAAAUCGAAUAGUCAUUUAUCGAUACAGCAACAACAACAACAACAGCCACAUAAGUCCAAUCACAACAAUCAAGAUGCUCAGUUAAAUUCUUUAAACGUUUAUGCAUCGAACUAUGAAGCCAUUUCGAGCAAGCAAAAUCAAAAUGAACAUUUUAAACCGUCUUACAAACUGCCAGAUAUGGAAACAAAUUUUACACCCAUCCACAAUGGCAAUAGCAUAGCACCGGAAUUUGCUAGCCCACUAGGAUCUUCAACUCCACUUUUAAUGCAAUAUUUGCCACAGCAAAUUAAUGAAGGCGGCGUCCAGUAUUUACAGUUAAUCCCAACCAGACCUUUAAUGGUGCCAAUAGGUCCAUAUUUAACCGGUAACACAGGAGUACAACCUUUGACAUAUCAUCAGCAUUUGGCACCUAGCAACAGCAUUGACUACACCGCCCGACCACUUUUAUCAGCAUUACCAAUCAAUAUGCCUCCACCUGCUCCUUCUGCUCUAGUAGACGUACCUGCUUCGCCAUUACCUUCCUAUGGAAUUCAAUCGUAUGCUGGCCAUAUUUCGCCUUACAAACAAAAUCAUCGCAUAAAUAGGGAAACUAAAGACAAACCGUUAUUAGGACCUAUAACUUUAAAUCUAAAUGAAUAUAUACCAUCAACAAGCAGUCAACAUUCGCAUUCGACAUUUAAUGAUCGAGGAAGACCUUAAAAAUUCCAAUUACAUUGAUAAUUAUGUAUUUAUUAUUUCUUGAUUACAUACUUUUAAAUAACCAAAAAUUGUCUAUUGAUUGAUUGAUUGCUUGACUUCACUAGAUUUUAUUAAUACCAUACCAUACCAUACCAUUUAAUUUUACUAAUAAAGGCAAUGAGAAAUUUUUAAAAAUUUUCUCCUAUAAUUUAACAAAUAUAAAAUUAAUUGCACUUAGUUUUAUGAAAAUCUAUUUAAUUGCGAAUAUAAAAUUCCUUUCAAUAAAACAUCAUACUGUUGUUAUCAAACACAAA